AGGUCCUUAUUAGCCGGUAUUGGACAAGUUACUAAAUCUCUUGAUUGAAUAUGACCAUGAGCAGAACAGAAAGCGAGUCAAGAGUUAAACAGACACAUCCAUGUCACUGACAUCUGCAAAUACUGCAUUGGUCUACUCUUUCACUUAAAGCAUUAACUUAUACUUUUAUCAAUCAGUUUCUCAGUUGGGGGGAUCUGGUGUUAAUGUAGCAGCAGACUAAGCUCUGAUCUGGGCUGGCUCGGUAGUUAACCCAGCACUGGCGUAACUGUGUUUCAGUUUCCUGUCAUUUAAGUGAUUUUACAAUGCUUUCUUGAUCGGACACUUGAGGAGUAUUUUGCUCAAGGGUACAGCAGCAGCCGUCUUAUCCACCUGGGAUUUGAACACAACACUCUGGUCUAGAGCCUUUUUUUUCAUACAAUCAGCGAAGAAAAAUGGUAGUAAUUUAAAUUUUAUGUGUGCCCUAUAAAUGGUAAAACGGAAGAACUGGGUCAACAUAAUUUUACCAUGGAAAAUAGUUUCAAUUAAUCUUGAAAGACUGGUUGUAAGUAAAAGCAAAACAACAGCUUCUGACAAUCAGGUUUAUUUAUUUUUCACACAAGUCUUCAGAAAGUGCAUCGAGUCACAGAGACAUUCUGCUUCUUUUCCUAAACUCAAGACAAGCAUCCACAAGUAGAAGGAAAUGGAGACAGUGGGGAAAUUUGAGUACAGCAUGAAAGAUGUCCUAGGACAAGGUGCAUUUGGUAUGGUAUUUAAGGGAAGGCACAAAGAGAAAAACGGUGAAGUUGCCAUCAAAUGUAUACACACGAAAAACCUCUCUUUUGAUCAAACUUACUGGACACAGUUAGACAGGGAGAUACAGAUUUUAAAGGGGCUGAAACAUGACAAUUUUGUGAGAUUGUAUGAUUUCCAGAAAACAUCUAGUUGUGUCUAUCUGGUGAUGGAGUAUUGCAAUGGAGGGGAUCUGGCAGACUACCUGAAAUCCAAAGGGCCCCUAAAUGAGGACACAAUCCGUCUGUUCCUGCAGCAGAUCACAUCUGCCAUGAAGGUGCUGCAGAGCAAGGGAGUCAUCCACCGAGACCUCAAACCACAGAACAUCCUGCUGGCCCUUACAGGAGGGGACAAAUCCAACCCCAGAAACAUUCGCUUGAAGAUUGCCGACUUUGGGUUAGCCAGAUUCCAGCCAACCAAUAUGAUGGCACUUACAAUGUGUGGUACUCCUCUGUACAUGGCUCCUGAAGUUAUAAUGGCCAAGACCUAUGAUGCAAAAGUUGAUCUAUGGAGUAUAGGAAUCAUAGUGUACCAAUGUCUGACUGGCCAGGUCCCAUUUCAGGCUAGCAACCCUCAAGAGCUCUGUCGCCUCUUUGAGAAACACAAGAACUUGACUCCCAACAUCCCACAGGGGAUCUCCACUCACUUGCACCACCUACUGUGCGGGCUGUUGCAGUGCAAUCCUAAAGAUCGCAUUGAAUUUGAUACAUUUUUCAGACACCCAUUCCUCGGAGUGAGCUCACCCAAGAAAAAUUCAAAAGAAGCUGCCGUUCAAAGUCGACAGGCUCCAGAGCCAAAGACCAGAGCUGACUUUUUAAAAUAUUACUGUCAGCUCACACUGGACCCCAACACAGCACAUAGAGAGCUCUGUCUGUCUGAAGGGAACAGAAAGGUAACACGACGGAGAGAGGUCCAGCCAUAUCCUGAUCACCCAGAUAGAUUUGACAUCUUGUACCAAGUGCUUUGCAAAGAGGGUUUGUCUGGGUCUCCCUGCUACUGGGAGAUUGAGUGGAGUGGCAGGGAGGGGGUAGAUAUAGGAGUCGCAUAUAAAGGAAUCAACCCGAAAGGAGAGGACAUUUCCUUUCAGCUUGGACACAAUAACAAGUCCUGGAAAUUGUUCUGCUGUGAUUCCAGGUACUCUGCCUGGCAGAAUAACAAUGUAUCUGAAGUAAAAUUAUUCCGCUCCCCCAGAAUAGGGGUAUAUCUGGACUUUACUGCCGGCACACUAUCAUUUUAUGGAGUCUCUGGAGACAAAAUGACCCCCCUGCACAGAUUCCAAACCACAUUUACUGAGAAACUCUAUCCUGGGUUUUAUAUUUAUUCUGAUUCCAGUGUAACAGUCUGCAAGCUGAAGUAGCCGUCUGUUUAGUGUUUGAAUGAAGAGGUUCAUUUCUGAGUGAAUUUCUGUUGACUUUCUUUUUUCUGCAUAGCAAUGGCCUUCAGUGGAAGGUUGCUGGACUCUCAAGCUUAGUAAAACUGUCUCCCACAAUAAGAAUGUGUACUCACUUCCACAGCAUCUUCUUAUCACAAGGACUGGUGUCAGCUAGUUUGUAACUUAUCUUGAGGAAGAAGUUUUGAAGUCACAACACUCUUUGUCUUGCAGAACUUUCUGUUCAAACCUGUGAUGUUCUUUUAGUACAUACUUAUUCUUUGCUUAGUAUCACCACUAACAUGUUUAUAUGUGCUUGUAAUUGUAGUCAGCUUUAAGACAGUUUGUACACUGUUAUUCCCUGGCUCAUUGAAUAAAGUACUUUGUAGUUGGCAACCUGCCUGGGGUCCUGAGUC
Acipenser ruthenus (sterlet) is the source of this 2553-nucleotide messenger RNA. Its product is annotated as serine/threonine-protein kinase ULK1-like. Lineage: Eukaryota; Metazoa; Chordata; Actinopteri; Acipenseriformes; Acipenseridae. The record is from RefSeq and is a predicted model, not a curated record. The transcript has 14 exons. Gene Ontology annotation, molecular function: ATP binding; protein serine/threonine kinase activity; protein binding. Gene Ontology annotation, cellular component: autophagosome; cytoplasm. Gene Ontology annotation, biological process: positive regulation of autophagy; axon extension; protein autophosphorylation. Bases 680 to 2125 code for a protein of 481 amino acids.